Echinostoma caproni is the source of this 234-nucleotide messenger RNA. Lineage: Eukaryota; Metazoa; Platyhelminthes; Trematoda; Plagiorchiida; Echinostomatidae. The record is from the annotation of a GenBank genome assembly.
AUACGCAAUGGGUCCCUGCGUCGAUCACGGAGCCGACUCCACAUUCGCCGACCAGAUCUUGUGUGCCCCAAUGAAAUGCCGGCCUACCUCGAUGCGGAUGCUGAUCUGUUCGAAGUGGACGAAACACGUGCUGCACCGAAGCUACAGACCAAUGUGUGUUGGGAUCAACAAGAUGGAUCGAACGGAGCCAUAGAAUGGUUAUCAAAUUUCCUUCAACGCUCUUUCUUUUGGUGA